Messenger RNA from Blastomyces dermatitidis ER-3, 2987 nucleotides. RefSeq names its product mannan endo-1,6-alpha-mannosidase. The record is from RefSeq and is a predicted model, not a curated record. NCBI's taxonomy places the organism in Eukaryota, Fungi, Ascomycota, Eurotiomycetes, Onygenales, Ajellomycetaceae. The transcript has 6 exons. Gene Ontology annotation, biological process: carbohydrate catabolic process; fungal-type cell wall biogenesis. Bases 639 to 2045 code for a protein of 468 amino acids. Gene Ontology annotation, molecular function: mannan endo-1,6-alpha-mannosidase activity.
GCAGCUUCGGCGAUGCUUUAAAAAAAGGCUUGUUUUCUCUCGGCUUCAAGGAAACAUUGCUUGCGCAAAGAAACAGCGGGGAAAGAAUGAAACGAAUGAAACAAAAGUCAUAUGGCCACGCUUCCCAUACAUAUAUUAUAGUUAGGAUUUCGCCUAGGAGGUAACUUAACUUAAUCAAUUCAUGAUUCAAUGCAUGCGAGUGACCUUGUGUCCCGCCGCUGCUUGGGUUGCGGUAACGGGUACCUCCUAUGUGCGGGAUUGCGUGUACUCUGCCGCCAGCGCUGCCAGCUUAGUUUCAAUAGAUAGCAGCAGAUGUCUGUCGGCGGUUGGUUUUCUAUUCGUCCUUCUCGGUGUAUACAUGGUACCCAUGAGUACCCAUGAUAGGGGUGAUAUAGAUAAUUAUACAUAUCAUUAUCAUAUCCCCAGUUCAACCGUGCAUCUGAUAUGUUAGAUGAAUACGGACAUCUCGCUCAUCUCCUCCUGAACUCUCUCCUUGCUCCCGCCCCCCUUCCCCUCUCCCCUCUCCCCUCCCCGCGCGCGCGCGCCCCCCCCCCCCCUUCCCCCUACUCCCCUACUCCCCUACUCCCCUGCUCCCCCACCUAAAACCUCCGUAGCGCACUAUUCGGCGACAUUGUAGGAUGCGCUUAAGGGCAUCUUCAUCUCCGCCUCCGUCUCCAGCCCAGUCUUGGCUAUUAACGAGCCAAGCCCUCCUCCUCCUCACCGUUCUCAUACAUGCCGUUAAUUUGAACGUAACUAACGAUGAAUCCGUCAUAAAAGUCGCCCAAGAGCUCGCAAAGGGUCUGAGAAGCUACUACACAGGUGACGCUCCCGGGAAUGUCCCCGGAACCCUGCCCCCGCCCUACUACUGGUGGGAAGCCGGCGGGAUGUUCGGCGGCCUGAUCGACUACUGGUUCUAUACCGGCGACUCGACCUACAACAGCAUCAUCAUCCAAGCUAUGGUGCACCAAGCUAGCCCGACCCGCAACUUCAUGCCGGUCAACCAGACGAGAUCCGAAGGCAACGACGACCAGAGUUUCUGGGCCUUAGCCGCCAUGGCCGCGGCGGAGCGCAAUUUCCCCAGCCCGCCCCCGGACCAGCCAGACUGGCUUGCCCUCGUGCAGGGCACCUUCAACUCGCAGGCGGCGCGGUGGAAUACAGAGACGUGCGGUGGCGGGCUCAAGUGGCAGAUCUACCCGUUUAACUCCGGGUACAACUACAAGAAUACCAUCUCGAACGGGUGCUUUUUUAACAUCGGGGCACGGCUGGCGACGUAUACCGGCAACAAGUCGUAUGCGGUCUGGGCGGAGAAGGCGUGGGAUUGGAUAGAGAGUGUUGGAUUGGUGACGGACAAUUACCAAUUCUUGGACGGCGCGGAUGAUGAGCAAAAUUGCACGAAGCCCGAUCCGAUCCGGUGGACGUAUAACGCGGGCGUAAAUAUGUUGGGCACCGCGCAUAUGUAUAAAUUCACCAAUGGCAGCGACAAAUGGAGAACCCGGCUACAAGGCAUCCUCGACGCCCUCGACAUCUUCCUGCGGCCGGAAACAUCCAUCCUCUUCGAAUCCGCCUGCGAGCCCUACAACACCUGCAAAACAGACCAGCUCUCCUUCAAAGCCUACCUCGUCCGCUGGAUGGCCGCCACAACCCAAGUCGCCCCCUUCACAGCCAAGCGGAUCAUGCCAAUCCUUGCCGCCUCCGCCGCCGGCGCCGCGAAGGCAUGCGCGGAGGGAGCCGGCCCGGACUUGACGACGGCGUGCUCGCUGAAAUGGGACGUGGGCAAGUUCGAGGGGGUGACGGGGGUGGGACAGCAGCUCGCGGCGCUGGAGGUGGUUCAGUCGAAUAUGGUCCGGAGCGUCCCGCCGCCUGUGUCGGCGUCGACGGGGGGAACGAGUAAGGGAGAUCCUGGCGCGGGGUAUCGACACAACAGUGAUGUUCCGCCGGAGAUUGCGACGAGGCGGAUCACGGUGGGGGAUAGGGCCGCCGCUGGAAUUUUGACGGUUAUAUUGCUUGGUAGUAUAGUUGGGGGAGCGUAUGUGUUGUUUACCUAGGGAUGUUGAGUCUCUUCGUUGGGUUUUUUUCUUGACUUUCAGAUUAUUAAGCUCCAUCUCGCAGCUUCAUCUCACAGAUCUCUCAACAUUCUCAGAAUCUCAGCUAUAGAAUUCUCUCAGAUGUAUAGAGAUUCUCAACAGAUAGAGUCUCUUUGAAUAUAGAGUCUUUCUGAGUAUAGAGCUCUCUUAAAUAUAGUCUUCUCUCAGAACGGAGAUUUUCAGAUAAGAAAUCGUCAGAUAUAGAGACUUUCUAAGUAUAGAGAGUCUGAAAGAAUAGAGAUCUCUGAGUAUAAAAACAUUCUGAGUAUCUAAAUAGACUCUCAGAUCUACUCAAUAUUAAAUAAUGUCACCAAAGCCAAACAUUGAUAAGAGCAACUACAACUUUUUCCCCGAAUACUGUCGGCUCCUUGUUCGCUCUGCAAAUGUUGAAGCAAUCAAGCUCAGAAUUUGAACAGUGUGGGCAAAAGCUUGAGAAGAGAGAUAUAUAUAACCCAACAACAGCACAAACAAAAAUGGGGAGAUAAAAUUUGCAUUUGUCUGCGUUACUACUGCCGCAAUCGCUCACUCGCAGCCUGAUAAGUGCCAUAUUAUUAUCGAUCAAAAACCAUAAGAAUCAUGUCAUGUCGCAUCUCGCAUCUCGCAUCUCGCAUCUUCCGUGAUGGUCCCAACAUCGCCUGGACGUCUCAAAAAUUACCAUCAUCUUCAUUCUCCUCUCCUCAAGUCACCACCUCCCCACGUGUUUCGAUCUCGAACAUCAAAUCAAAAUCAAUCACACGGUCCCCGCCGUACCCCCAGUCUCAGCCGACUGUCUGGGGACUUCCUUGGUAGGGUGCGUGGCUGGGGAGCGAUUCUUGUGGUACGUCCAGAGGUUGUAGAUUUCAAGCAUGGCGGCAGCAAGGCAGCCGAAGCUGGGAAAUAUGUUAGUCGUAAGAUUUUCUUCUA